This is a messenger RNA of Lutzomyia longipalpis, 6644 nucleotides long. Its product is annotated as tyrosine-protein kinase transmembrane receptor Ror-like. NCBI's taxonomy places the organism in Eukaryota, Metazoa, Arthropoda, Insecta, Diptera, Psychodidae. Gene Ontology annotation, cellular component: signaling receptor complex; membrane. The record is from RefSeq and is a predicted model, not a curated record. Gene Ontology annotation, biological process: protein phosphorylation; multicellular organism development; positive regulation of kinase activity. Gene Ontology annotation, molecular function: transmembrane receptor protein tyrosine kinase activity; protein binding; ATP binding. Bases 336 to 3224 code for a protein of 962 amino acids. The transcript has 5 exons.
UGACAGCGGAAACCCGACGCCGCCCGUGACUUGAGUGUUGUGAUAAUCUGGGGGUGGCAAAAGCCCAGAAUUUCCGUGUUUUUCCCAAAAAUACCUCAAAAACCCACAGGAAAAGCACAGAGAUUGCAAAAAAUCUCUCCCAGCUUUCACGUAGUGAGUGAAAAGGUGCAAAUUUCCGGGUAUUUAGUGCGGAAAAGUCGUGUGUUUUGAUCGUAUUUUUGGGGAAAAGAUAAACAUGGCGCAUGGGGUGGUGUUUUGUCUCUAACAAAAUUUGUAAACAUCACACGUUUCUGCUGCACAAAAAGCGCCCCCGAUAGAUUGAAAAAGCACAAGGAAUGGCAAGGAAGGAUCUCUGGAGGUGGCUUUGGGUUUUCUUUGUGCUUCUUUUGGGGUUUCCGGCAUAUUUGCAAGGAGGUGGGGGUGUCAAUGGGAGAAGAACUACCUCUCUCCACAAUGCGGGUGACUCACGCCCAACACGGGAUAUUCUCAGUAAGCCACCACUGCCCAUCUGCCAGGUGUAUCAGGGCAGAACUUGUGAGGCUUUUCUCAUGAAUCAAACGGUCUUUGUGACUCCCGGUGUGACGAUUGAUACCAUCGAGGAGCGUCUCAAGGCUGCUUAUGGGGUCAUCAAGGAGUCCAAGGAUAUGAAUCCAAAUUGCCGGGUGUACGCCCUACCAUCGCUGUGCUACAGCAUCCUCCCCACGUGCCGUUCGCCGGAAUUGUCGAAUCAUCAGUAUUUUGCCGCAAAGGCAACUUACGAGGCAAAUCAGCGGAAUAAUCAGAGGAAUUCCCACAAAAGGAAGCGCCUUCCGCUAAGUGCUACAAAGCGCCCUCCACCAGCUACCACGCCCAAGCUCACUGUUUACUUUUCCGGCCCUGUGACGCCGGCCGUCGAUGCGGAGGAGCUGCAGCUGGUCACUGCGGCGGCUGUGAGUGAUCGUCUGAGGCGUCGUCGGGAGACAUUUGACGUCACUGUGGAUGCACGCACAAAGGCCAUUAAGCGUAUCAAGGACUCCGGCGGGGGUCCGCGUGUGAGUGAGUACACAUCCAGGCAGUACCCACCGACGAGGAAUACGGAGAAUCUCCGGCGGAUUUGUCGCGAUGAGUGUGAAUUGCUGGAGAAUGAGUUGUGUCAGAAGGAGUACGCCAUUGCCAAGAGGCAUCCUGCCAUUGGGAAGCUGCUGCAGCUGGAGGAGUGUACGGAUCUUCCGGAUGACAGUGAUUGCAUGUCAUUGGGAAUUGCCGUGGAUGUGGCGCCGGAAGAGACGUGCUUCUGGGAGAAUGGGGAGAAGUAUCGCGGGACAGUGGCAACGUCCGCCUCGGGGAGGCCCUGCCUCAAGUGGGCGCGUCUCAUGAAGGAGAUUGCGGACUUCCCGGAGCUGGCGGGACAGAACUUCUGCCGGAAUCCGGGUGGGAUGCAUCCGGAGCCAUGGUGCUUCGUGGAGAACAUCUCAGUGGACAAAGUGAUUGAGUCGUGCAGCAUUCCGCGGUGCAGUGAACGGAUGUGGUUGUACGUGAUCAUCUCCUUUGUCUCCCUGGCCAUGGGGAUUCUCUGUGUGGUGUGCCUGGUGUGCUGCAAGAAGUGGCGGAAGCGUGGUAUGACAAACAUCCAGAAUAUCAACCUUCCAAGCGCCGAUAAGAACAUUUACGGCAACUCCCGGCUCAAUAGCCCCAUGGAGAUGGCUUCCUUGCUGCCAAAUGUGAGUGGAGGUGUUCCCGGAGGCCCCGUGGGGAUCCCAGCACCACCGCAUCAGCGUCCUCCAGCUGCCCGAGGGGCUUCCGUGAUGCGUGUGCCACAGUACACCCUCCAAGAUGUUCGUUUUGUCGAAGAGCUCGGCGAAGGAGCCUUCGGGAAGGUCUACAAGGGCGAACUCACGCAGGCCAAUGGUGAGAAGAUCUUUGUCGCCGUGAAGGCACUCAAGGAGAACGCUUCGGCAAAGACUCAGGGAGAUUUUAAGCGUGAAAUUGAACUAAUUAGCGAUCUCAAGCACGACAACAUUGUCUGCAUUCUCGGUGUUGUCCUCAAGGAGGAACCACUCUGUAUGCUCUUCGAAUACAUGACACAGGGUGAUCUCCAUGAGUUCCUCAUCAGCAAUAGCCCCAAUGAGGGGAAGAAUCUCACACAGGUGCAAUUUCUCAGUAUUGCAAUGCAAAUUUGCGACGGAAUGGAAUACUUGGCGGGUCAUCACUACGUUCAUCGGGAUUUAGCAGCGAGGAAUUGCCUCGUAGGGGAUGCGUUGACGGUUAAAAUAUCCGAUUUUGGCCUCAGCAGGGACAUCUACAGCUCUGACUACUAUCGGGUUCAAUCAAAGUCCCUACUGCCUGUUCGUUGGAUGCCAUCGGAGUCCAUUUUGUAUGGGAAAUUCACAACUGAGAGCGAUGUUUGGUCAUUUGGGGUUGUUUUGUGGGAGAUCUACAGCUACGGCUUGCAACCGUACUACGGCUACAGCAAUCAAGAGGUGAUCAGUAUGGUGCGUGCACGGCAGCUGCUACCAUGUCCCGAAGCCUGCCCGAGCCCUGUGUAUUCCCUCAUGGUGGAAUGUUGGCACGAGCAGGCUGUUAGACGUCCGUCUUUCCCCGAAAUUGGUCAUCGACUUAAGAUCUGGUAUCAGGCUAGGAAGAGAAAUGAACAAGCGGAGAAUGCUUCGAAUUUCGGUGGAAGUCGCAAAGGGUCAACAUUCAGUAUUUCAGCAUCAAAUCGCGGACAAGUGGUGACACCAUCGUCAUCUAGUCAGCACUCUCUGGGGCGUGCGGAUGCGGAACAGGGGCCGCCCAAGGAGAGGAGCAAUAGCACAAGUGGCAAUAUGGCUUCCCUGGAGCGUGGUCACCAUCACCAUCAUCAUCACCAUCACCAGUCGUUGGAACGAGAUCGCGAGGGGAGCUUCAGUCAUCACCAUCACCACAGCAAAUCUCGCCUCUCAAAUGCCAGCAAUUCCAAUUUGUCCAUUGGCGGCACACCUGGGACGACAUUCGCCUCGGAUGAGCAUCUCCAUGAGCCACAGCGACGGCAGAAGGGCACCAAAGAGAAGCACCAUCACCAUCACCAUCGUCAGCGACUCAACAGUGGCACAGACUCAACGGAGAGAUCGCGCAAAAGUGAUCCCGAUGUGGAGAUUCCUCAAGGGCGGAAGAGUAGCGUGGCGAGUGUGAAGAGUGCAGAUAGAGAUGCAGUCCUCAUGAUUUCCCCCUCAAAGCGUCUCCCACCGCCUUAUCCGCAAUUUUAGAAAAAAAAAAACAGCGCGAAAUAAUCCCCUCGCGCAUAACAAACUUCCUUAAGAACCCAAAGAUUUGCAAUUAACUGGACAAGACUUCCUGUGUCAGGAAGGAAAUUUCCUGACUCAUGACAUAUCGAUAAGUUUUUUUUAUCACACAUUUUUUGCCAUUUUAAAGUGCUCUGAAAGGAAAAUUAGUUAUUAAUACGCGUGGAACAGGUAAGGCAGCAUAUUUGAAAAUGAAUGUUAACCUGCCCAAUAGUGAUUCUAACCUCAAAGUUUUUCGUACAUUUUUAUUUUAACUUUUAUGAUUUUAUUUGAAUUUUAAAGUUAAAUCUGACAACUUGACACACAAAAUGUAUGGGAAAUUUUUCGAUAGUAUCGAUAUGUUACCGAUUCGCGAGAUUUUUUUUUUUACUUUUCGUACAUUAUUAGAUCGAUCCGGAUAAUAAAAGAGGGAUUAAUCGAAAGCUAAUUAAAUAAACUUAGGGGUGGAACUUUGUAGAUUAAUCCCUUUUUCUGACCGGUAUCGAUCGUUGCUUCAAAAAUAUCGGAAUCGAGCAGGCCCCUGGAUUUUGUUGAUAAGUUUGUAUUGAUAUUUUUACAUCAAAAUCGAUCAAAUGGUUUUUUUUUUUGACAGCUAUUUUGGAUAAAUUUAUUGAAUAUAGUAACUUUUUGACUUAGAAUUCGACAGUUUAAGCAGCAAGGUAUCAGUUUAUUUACUUUUUUUUAUAAAAAUCUGACUUGAUUGAUUCGUAAUAUUUAUUCCUUUCAAAGAAAGUUAGAUUUAUCAAAAUCAAUCGAGUGAAAAGCUUUUGGCAGCUAUUUUAUGGGUUUCUAAACAAUUUAUUUAACACAUCCUGGACGGCUUGACGCACAUCGGCGUCCACUGACAGUUAAUUCUGUACGCUGUAACAAUUUGCCACUCUUUUUGCGUUUGACAUUUACCCGGUAGGAAAACUUCUCCAACAUUUUUUCAGCCAAUUUUGAUUGCUGACUCGUAAGGUGUUCAUAUAUGAUUAAUAAAUCUAUUAUUUAUUAAAUUUAUGAAAUGAUUUGAAAUCAGCAUUUUAAAGAUUUCAAAUUAGUUGUGACAAGAAAAAGGAAUUAUCUAGAAUAUUCUAGAUAAUGAUAAUUCUGGAUAUUAUUAUCCUAUGAAGGAAAUAUAAAUAACAGACUAAGUAUUUAGAAUAUUCUAGAUUUUUUUAAAUCACACUGUCAGAGUAGAUAUUAGCUAAAUACAUGUAUUAUGAAGUUUUCAGAAUUUUUAGAAUAAAAAAGUCAACCUGCUUGUUGACGUUAUCAUCAGGUGAUUUAGGUUAUAUAUUUUACGAAAAGAAAAUUUUCCUCUUACAUAACCUCAAUUUAAUUUUUGUGAUAAAAAAAAUGCUUCAUAAUGUUUAAUAGCAAAAAGGAAACUCGUCUGAGAGAUUUUCACUGAAAUUAUCCCAUAAAUCUGACUUUUUUCCACAUGAAUAUAAAAGUGCGGUUAUGUUGGCAUGAGAAAAAAUGCCAAAUAUGUACAAAGAUUUUUGAAAACUAAAUUGUGUUUUCUUUGCGAUAAUUUUAUAUUAAAAAAAAAUUUGUGUUACACAUAACUGAAUAUUGUGUCAAAUAAAUAUUUUCUGAUAACGUGCGAAGAACAUAAGAACAUCAUGGUCCCACCGGGUAACAUUUCUGGACGCCAGUGACUAAUUGUUACAUGUCGUGUAAAAAACCUUUGGGAAGUAUUUUACCCGUCGUCAGUGUGUUAAGUUUUUUUUAUUAAAAUCGAUUAUUCGAUUAUUAUUCAAAUCGAAGAAAGGAUAAAUUCUUUCAGAUUUUUACAGAACAAGAUUUUUUUUCAGAAUCUCUUUAGAAAUUUUUUUUGAAACAAGAAGUUUUAUCAAAAUCUGAUUUUAAUCAAUUUUAGAGUCAUUUUACCAUUUUACUAACUAAAAUAGACAAUUCUUUCCUUGAUUUUUAAAUUCGUUAAGUUCUGUCAGGUGUUCUGUGAAUGUUCAUUAAUUCAAAAAUCGUCUGAUUUAUUGGAUAUGUCUGCCCUCAGGCCUCUGUGACAAGGUUCUCGAGAUUUGCGACUUUUUUUUCGUAAAAUUUCAACUCAAUUUCGUUCAAUAUUGAGACACAUAACCUCACAAAAUUAAAAGAACGCGAUGUUUGUAUUCCGCCAUCUUGGAAAAAGACUCUACUUUAGCAAAAUCGAAUCUUGAAAGACUUAAAGACUAUUUAAACACUCAAAAACAACACUAAAAUCCACCGAAUAUCCCGUAAAGAAUCUUUCAGAGCAUUGAAAAGUAACUCAAAACAGUAUUCCAGGUGUGAGAGAUGAAGAACAAAAGCUCUCCAGACUGUCAAUUUUAUUUUAUAAUGAAAAAUUAAAUAAUAUAAAAUAAUUUUAUCCUAUAAGAAAAAUCCCAAGCAAUUGAUCUCAUUUUUUUGUACCAAUUUUUUGGGGAAUUUUAGUGGAGUAAGUGGAUGAAACUUCCUUUUCCGGACACAGUGACGAAUGCUGCAAAAAUGUAGGAUUUAUGGUUAGAAAAAUGGCGAAUGGGUGAAAUAAUGUUUACCUAAAUAUAGAUAAAAGUUAGAUCUCUUAUCUCGUGCGAAGGUUUCGUUAAGGAUUUAGGAUUAUAAAAAUGUAGGUAGUGCGUAAUGAGUUUUAAAAAUUAAAAAAGAAAAAAAGGAGUUGAAUCCUUGGGCUGAUUUAUGAAAGUUUUGCGCCAGAAAUUCAUUAACAAAACACAGAACAACGACAAAAAUGGAUUAAUUUCCGUCCAAAAAAAACUAAGAUUUUAUUUUUUUAUCAUAAAAAAAAGUUUUAAAGUAAAACAGAAAAAUAGAUUUUUUUCCUUUUAAAGUAAUUGUUGGUGAUUGUUUUAUUCCAAAAUUUCUGGCGCAACGAAGGAAAAUUCGUCACUGUGGCUGUGGAAAAUGGAGGAAAUGGGCAGCAUGAAAUGAUUGUGCUGAAAAGCGUGGAAAAUGAUAGAUUUUUUUUAAAAUAUCGAUUUCACACAAAAAUAGCAAAAAAAACUUAAAUGUAGUGUACCGUGUUGAAAACCUUUGAAAAAAAUGAGAAAAGAGGAAAAAGCAAUUUUCUCCACAAAAAAAAAAUCUCAAGCUAUCUCUUUAAAACUUUUUACCUUUUAUAAAAAAAAACUCUUAACUUAAGAACUUUUGACAUUUUAGAGAAGUUUUUUUUUUUUUUUUAAAUUUCUUCCUAAAAUGACAAAUAUUUGAGCCAAAUAUUUUAUGUUUUUACUUCUUUUCUUUUGAAAAAUAUUUUUAAAUCUACUCUCAAGACAUUUUAAUAAAAAAAAUGUAAUUUUACGAAGUAUUUAUUGUAAUAUUUAAAAUGAAAUGAAAUGGAUGAAAGGACUCGCGUCAUUAACUGUAAUAAAAGAAAAACAAAUAAAAUUCGUAACCCUAAGAAAA